ACGCUCGCCGGGAUCCUCACGCUUCUGAUCCGACAGACUCGGAGAAAGCAACCAUGGUGCUGUCUCCCGCUGACAAGGCCAACGUCAAGGCCGCCUGGGGCAAGGUCGGAGGCCACGCCGGCGAGUAUGGCGCCGAGGCCCUGGAAAGGAUGUUCCUGAGCUUCCCCACCACCAAGACCUACUUCCCCCACUUCGACAUGAGCCACGGCUCCGCGCAGGUCAAGGCCCACGGCAAGAAGGUGGCCGAUGCCCUCACCCAGGCCGUCGACCACCUGGAUGACCUGCCCAGCGCCCUGUCCGCUCUCAGCGACCUGCACGCCCACAAGCUGCGGGUGGACCCUGUUAACUUUAAGCUCCUGGCUCACUGCCUGCUGGUGACCCUGGCCAACCACCACCCCAAUGAAUUCACCCCUGCGGUGCACGCCUCCCUGGAUAAGUUCCUGGCCAGCGUGAGCACCGUGCUCACCUCCAAGUAUCGUUAAAGUGGAGGCCGGGGCUGUGU
Messenger RNA from Ochotona princeps (American pika), 502 nucleotides. RefSeq names its product hemoglobin subunit alpha. The transcript has 3 exons. Gene Ontology annotation, biological process: oxygen transport; hydrogen peroxide catabolic process. Lineage: Eukaryota; Metazoa; Chordata; Mammalia; Lagomorpha; Ochotonidae. Bases 54 to 482 code for a protein of 142 amino acids. Gene Ontology annotation, molecular function: heme binding; oxygen binding; peroxidase activity. The record is from RefSeq and is a predicted model, not a curated record. Gene Ontology annotation, cellular component: hemoglobin complex; blood microparticle; haptoglobin-hemoglobin complex.